This is a messenger RNA of Dioscorea cayenensis subsp. rotundata (Guinea yam), 820 nucleotides long. Its product is annotated as protein THYLAKOID ASSEMBLY 8-like, chloroplastic. Gene Ontology annotation, molecular function: RNA binding; protein binding. Bases 25 to 762 code for a protein of 245 amino acids. The record is from RefSeq and is a predicted model, not a curated record. Lineage: Eukaryota; Viridiplantae; Streptophyta; Magnoliopsida; Dioscoreales; Dioscoreaceae. Gene Ontology annotation, biological process: Group II intron splicing; chloroplast organization. The transcript has 3 exons.
UAGAAACUCAAAAAGGCUCCAACAAUGGCUUCUUCUCUCCAUAGACCUGCUCCCCUUCUUCGUUUCAAUCCAAAAGCUCCAACCUUUUGCCAUGGAUUCCAUCCUCGUCUGCCCUCCAGAGUCCUCUGCGGCUUGCGCGACGGCCCCAGGAAGCCUCUAUGGAGAGGAAGAAUCUUGUCCACGGAGGCUAUACAAGCAGUCCAAGCUCUCAAGCUCGCCAAAUCGAGCUCUUCUCCCUCUCUAGACCAGGUGUUCCAGUCCCGUAUUGGGCGGCUCUUGAAGGCCGACCUCAUCUCCGUGCUCGCCGAACUCAGGCGCCAGCAUGAGUGGGACCUCGCUCUCCAGGUAUUUGGAUUUAUCCGAACGGAAGUGUGGUAUAAACCGGAUUUAUCGUUAUAUAGUGAUAUGAUUAUGAUGUUCGGAAAGAAGAAGAUGAUUGAAACUGCCGAACAGCUUUUCUCCGAAAUAGAGAAAGAAGGAAUAAAGCCUGAUACCAGAGCUUAUACUGAAAUGAUAGGAGCAUUCUUGAGAGUUGGAAUGGUGGAGAAAGCCAUGGAUUUAUACAAAUCAAUGAAGGAAGAAGGUUGCAAUCCUGAUAAAUUAACCCUAGUCAUUCUUAUCAGGAAUCUUGAGAAGGCCGGGGCGCAAGAUCUUGCAUGUUCCGUGAGGAGGGAUUGCGAAAAGUAUAUCGAUGAACCAGAGAAAUUUCUCAGUGAAGUAUAUACAAAAUUUCCUAAAAGAAGAUCAUUUAAAGUUGUUUGAAGGAACUCUGCCACAAACAUCAUGGCUUCAACAUUUUUGGAUUACAGGAAAAAAAAAA